Fraxinus pennsylvanica is the source of this 1518-nucleotide messenger RNA. The record is from the annotation of a GenBank genome assembly. Lineage: Eukaryota; Viridiplantae; Streptophyta; Magnoliopsida; Lamiales; Oleaceae.
AUGCUACCGGUGUCCAACGGCGUCGUUUGGACGGAAGGAGAAGAAGAUGAAGAAAUUUCAUGGCCAAGAAACAAUGAAAUCGAGACAUGUAAAGAUAAAGAUAAGAAUGCUUCUGCAUCUAGCUUUACGUCCAUGCUCGAAAACGAGUGGUUCAUUAACAAUGCCAUGAACCCACCAAAUUCUGACCUCCAUAUGAAUCCCCCUUCCCAACUACCAGAAUUUAGCGGCCUUUUGUUCAAUCCACUGGAGGAGGAGUCUUCAUGUUCACCGUCGCUUGACCCAUCACAGUCACAUUUGCAGUCCUUUUUUCCAUCCAAAUCCUGUUUUCCGUCCCUCUUUAACUUUGUUUGGAACCAACCUUUUGACAGUGGCUUUGAUUUUGCCGGGGACAUGAAUUUCUUCGCUAACCAGAGUGCGAGUUCUGGUUCUGUUUUGAUGGGUGACUUCGGUCCACCGGAAUCGAGUUCUGAAUUUCCGACAAAUACUCGUUUACAUUCGUUUUCCGACUACAACACAACCAUUGGUGGUGGUUCUGAAGUUUUUGGUUUCGAGGAUUACGGGAGUGCUCUGUUUCCUAGCAGGUCUAAGGGGUUGAGACCACUUCAAGGGUUUCCACCAGUUGGAUUACAGCCUACCCUCUUUCAGAAGAGAGCUGCCUUGCGGCAGGGCUCUAGUGGAGUCGACGAAUUGAGGAAUUUGGAGCUACCCAGCUUCAAAAGUGGUGAGAGUUCCAUGAGGAUGGAGGGGAGUUGGGAGAAGAGAGAUGAUGCUGGGGAAAUGGAAUUGGAUAAGAAGAGGAAAAGGAACCUUGACUAUUAUGAUUCGGAUGAGCCUACUGAGAAUACCUAUAACAUUGGAGAUGGGAAUGGGAUUAUUGGUGGAAACAAUUCGAAUGCCAAUAGUAGUUCUCCAGUUGGAGAUCAGAAGGGCAAGAAGAAGGGUCUACCGGCCAAAAAUUUAAUGGCGGAGAGGCGGAGGAGGAAGAAACUCAAUGACAGGCUUUAUAUGCUUAGGUCUGUUGUGCCCAAAAUAAGCAAGAUGGACAGAGCUUCUAUCCUUGGGGAUGCCAUCGAUUAUUUAAAAGAGCUUCUGCAACGGAUAAAUGAUAUCCACAAUGAGCUUGAACCUACACUGCCAGGAUCUGUGAUGCCACCUUCUAUGAACUUCCAUACUUUAUCACCGACCCCUGCUACACUUCCCUAUCGCGUCAAAGAAGAACUCUGUUCAAGUUCUUUGCCAAUCCCUAAAAACCAACCUGCAAAGGUUGAGGUGAGUAUGAGAGAAGGGAGGGGUGUCAACAUACACAUGUUCUGUGCACGUAGAGUGGGUCUCUUACAAUCGACUUUGAAGGCUCUGGACAACCUUGGGCUGGACAUUCAGCAAGCCGUCAUCAGCUGUUUCAACGGAUUCGCUUUGGAUGUUUUCCGAGCUGAGCAAUGCAGGGACGUGCAGGACGCUUUGCCGGAGCAGAUAAGAGCUGUGCUUCUGGAGUUGGCUGGGUUUCAUGCUGCGAUAUAG